Molecule: messenger RNA, 5361 nt
Organism: Adelges cooleyi (spruce gall adelgid)
Lineage: Eukaryota; Metazoa; Arthropoda; Insecta; Hemiptera; Adelgidae
Exons: 3
Coding region: 1-5361 (1786 amino acids)
Biological process (GO): DNA integration
Molecular function (GO): nucleic acid binding
Source: RefSeq, a predicted model, not a curated record
AUGGCAAACAAAUAUUUAAUGGAGCUUAAUAUCGAUGAAUUAAAAAAUGAAGCGCGGAAACGGAAUCUACAGACGCAAGGGACUAAAGCCGACUUGCUAAUCAUGUUGGAAAGCCACUUGUUGAACGUAGAGAAAGUUGAGCCCGCCAAUGUAAUAUUUAAGUUGGAUAGUGUCAAAAACCAGUCCAUUAGUGACGCCAAUGAUGACGGUAAAAACCAAAACGGUAUAAGUGACAACGUCAAGGAAACUCGACGUCUGUUAGACGGCCCCGAAAUGGAAAACCGUCUAGGCACACUGGAAAACGGUUUUGACACGAUAUCCGACCGCGUAGUAGGUUUAGACACGGACAUCGACAUUAUUCAAAACCGACUAAAACAAUUUAAUUUGUUAAUUGGGAGAAUAGGUCGAUUAGAAAAUAUUUUAGCCGACUAUGGACUCCUAAAACCGUUUGCAACGGAAACGGACCAACCGACGGAAAAUAUAACGUUGUCUAAACACGCGCAAUCUUUGUCUUACCCUAAACCACACCAAAAUGACGGAAUAAAUCAGGAGACAGUCAGCCACUCGUCUAUGUACCCGUCUUGUUCAAAAAACGGAAUAGACCCGCCUACUGCCUCCUCAAAUUUUGAACCGGUUAUAAAUAAAAGUGUUGGUUUAGGAACCGAAUAUAAUGAAAUUUUAUUCCCCAACCCGAUUAAUUUUAUAAACGGAACCACCGGACAGAGCUCGAAUAAUUUUUUUUAUCAAGAACCACAACACAACAUAAGUGGAAUGGUAAAAAAUAACUAUGGGCGUCCGAGUGGUCAACCGAAUGUAACUUUUGGAGAGGGAAUAAUUUUUAAUAAGCACGGGCUAAAUAGCACGGCUCAUCAAAAUUCGUUUUUAUUACCGCAAUAUAAAAUAGAUGUUGUCCGAAAUUCUUUACCCGAGUUUAGCGGAAAGAAAGUUGAGGACCCCAAACGGUUUUUGAGCGCCGCCGCUAGCGUACUCGUCGAAGCUGAUGUGCCCAACGAAAAAUGGGUAAAAGUGUUAACCCCACAGUUAAAAGGCAGCGCAGGCACUUGGUGGGGAACACUGCGCGCUCUAGACCCCUCAUGGCCCGAAUUUAAAACCGAGUUUUUGGAACAAUUCGACGGCCACGGGAUAAGGAAACAAAUCCGCACAGAACUGUUAAGUUGGAAACAAAACCCGACUCAGUCCUUGCGCGAUUUUGUGUUAGAAAAAUUUCAACUGUUUCGGCGCCGCGAUUGUGGCUUAUCCGAAUUAGAGGCAGUUGAAACGGUAUCCGACUUAAUGCGCGCUGAGUAUCAGGCUCUCGUUCGUGUAAACGCACCGCAGUCAUUUUUAGAGCUAAGGGCGUUAGCGACAAAAAUCGAGGUGAGUCGCGAACCGGAAAAACCCCCGGAAAAACCCAGUAGGCAGGGAAAUACCCGGGAAAAACCCGAAUCUUCGGAGGUACCGGUAAAACCACUUUUUGGGGCGUCCCUUACACGCGACUCUGUAAAAGAGGGCGAAAAGCUGGCGCGCAAACCCGAAAAAAUGGUAAAUACCCCCCUACUAGACCUACUUAAUAUGAACAAAACGGACAUACCGACGGAAGUGGUUAUAUCACGAACCCGACGCGAUUCAGAAACCGAUUCUUUAUAUGAAUUACGACAACAAUUUGCCACACAUGUCAACGCUACUCUUGAUGCUCAACGACACCAAACAGAGGAGUUAACCGGCGACGCUGAAGUAAGCGAGCCGAGCGAAAAACUCAAGAACUUGAUGGUGAUCGACGGACCGGUUCAAGAGGAAGAGCGUAACCAGACCGACAGGAGUGUAAUGCCAACACCGGCAGUGGAAUUGGAGUUCCCGUCGGGCGAAGUGGUGGCACUACUGGACUCUCAAGCUGGACGGACUUAUGUACGGAAAUGGAUUGCCGAAAAAUAUGGGAAUCCGAUAUCAGGACCGGAAGUAGUAGCCCGUAUGGCUGACGGAAGAGUCAUCAACGUGAACGGCUACUGUGAGCUUCAUGCAAAAAUAUCGGGACUGGAAGUUAGAAUCAUGGCGGCAGUGUUAGAUCAGCUCACAACGGACGUGUUGCUGGGCCACGACUUUCUAGUGGAACAAGGUGCUUCAUGGGACUACAGCGCUGGUACUAUUCAUCUGGGCAACGACCAGAGGAAGACUAUCAGUUGGCGACGGCCCCAGAAGACAGAAGAAAAUACGCUUAAGCCGGUAGACCUGACAGAGGUGGAACUGCCGGUAGGCUAUAUGGGUGAACAACUAAGGAAUGUGUUAACACAGUACCCUACAGUAUUCAGUGGACAAGUUGGUCGGACACGGAUAGUAGAGCACGAGAUACGUUUAAACGACCCAAAACCCGUAGCACUAAACCCGUACCCAUACACCAAGGACAAGAGGGCAAAGAUCAACGACACGGUCAAGGAAAUGGAGGAACAGGGCUUUGUAGAACCAAGCAUAUCGCCGUGGGCCGCCCCUGUAGUACUAGCAACUAAGAAGGACGGUACACAUCGGUUUUGCGUGGAUUACAGGCGCUUAAACCUCCAAACCGAGCCCGACGCAUACCCUAUGCCAAACUUGCACGAAUUGAUCCGGACAAUGGGAGGAGCCGAAGUGUUUAGCACAUUGGACCUAAAGUCCGGUUAUUGGCAAGUGAGCUUGAGUCCAGAAGCGCGUCCACUUACCGCAUUUCGUACUGAUAACGGUCUUUAUCAAUUUCGGGUUAUGCCGUUCGGACUGCGCAACUCUCCAGCCACAUUCUGUCGCCUAGUGGAUGAAGUAUUCCGAGGUUAUGUGGGACAGUUUGUACGAGUGUACUUGGAUGAUAUUGUGGUCUUCUCAAAAACCAACAAGGAUCAUCUCUACCACUUACACAAGGUACUGGAGCGCCUAGCCAAAUUUGGACUAACGUGCCAACCAAAAAAGUGCAAAUUUGGAACGCGAAAUAUAAACUUCCUUGGACAUAUGAUCGAUGGUCAAGGAAUCGACACGGAAAUCGGAAAAUUGGAUAUCAUUAGCCGCUUUCCCACACCAAAACGACUGAAGGAGCUUCAGCGUUUUCUGGGAGUUUGCGGAUGGUACAGCCAGUUUGUAAACCGAUACACAGAACUCACAACACCGCUAACGAACCUGUUAGCCAAAGGGGUCAAGUGGCACUGGACGAAUUUGGAACAGGACUCAUUCGAGCGGGUAAAGUUAGCAUUAGUAUCAGCACCAAGACUCAGCCCUCCGGACUAUUCAAAACCGUUUUGCUUGCAAACGGAUGCAAGUGAGGUGGGCGUUGGUGCCAUACUGUAUCAACGCGGGACACCACCACAUGAGAAAAGGGUCAUCAGUCACGUGAGUAAGAAAUUGAACUCAGCACAAACCCGUUACUCAGCAGUGGAGAGGGAGUGCUUAGCUAUCAUUUUUGCGGUUGAUAAGUUCCGUCCUUAUCUGGAAGCCAGGAAAUUCGAAUUGCUUACAGAUAGUGCGGCAUUAAAGUGGUUACAGACGGCACGGGAUAAUAAUAGUAAGCUAACCCGAUGGGCACUUACCCUUGGAACUUACACUUUCGAUAUUAAACAUGUGCCCGGAACCCAAAAUGAAGCUGCAGACGCACUAUCAAGAAAUCCGGCAGAUGGACCAACGGUGGACGAGGAACAACUUGAAAACAACCUCAUUGAACCACCGCUUGGGGACAAACCAGCAACACAUAAGGACGAACUGUUCAAGAUAUCCGGACACGACUUCACCGAUCACCUUACACUGCAGGAGAUCACCGAAUGGCAACGGAAUGACCCAGACAUUCAAAAUCUGAUACAGAUGACCAAGCAAGACACCAGAGAACAACCAUUUCGACUCGAAAAGGACUUGGUGUACCGGAUAACUCCACGAGAUGAGGGCGAUGAUAUCAUAGCCAUAGUAAUACCCGCCAAUAAACAGGAACGGAUACUAUGGAGAUAUCACGAUCAUGAGACUGCCUCGCACCCGGGUUGGAAAGAAACCUGGAGGGCCAUACAAAACCGCUUCUACUGGAAAGGGAUGCGGGAGAUGGUAUUGCAAUACGUCCGGGAAUGUCGAGUAUGUGCUUGUACAAAACCACUCAACAGGAAACCGGAAGAUGCGAUAUCAACACGAGUACCACGGCAGCCUUGGGAAGUCCUGAGCAUUGACCUUAUGGGGCCUUACCCCCGAUCAGCUCGGGGUAAAACGUUUAUACUCGUCGUAACGGAUUGCUUUAGCCGAUGGGUAGAGGCUUUCCCCAUUGGAACCGCAACAACUCGGGUGAUUAUAGACGCGUUGGAGCGCGAGGUAUUUCCACGUUUUGGGUUCCCCCGCGUACUACUAUCAGACAACGGCCCCCAAUUUGUGUCAAAGGCAAUGAAACAGGCGCUGAACCACUGGGGAACAGAAGGGUGGACCACUCCGGUCUACCACCCACGAGCAAACCCAGUGGAGAGACGGAACCAGAAGCUAAAAAAAGGUCUGCGAGCUCAACUACGCGAUAAACCACAUCGUCUAUGGGAUACGUGUUUACCCUCUUUACUGUUCGCGAUACGGAAUCGAAAAAACUCGAAAACUGGCUAUACCCCCUCUCAGCUAGUUCUAGGAAGGGAAGCCAAAGCGCCGGGUGACUGGAUCCUAUUAGGAUCCAGAAUCGAAUUACCCGUAGAAGCCGAACUUAGGAGGAAACGCGCUAGGGUAGUGAUAGGGACCCCUAAUGACAAACAGGUAGGGAAAACCCUAGACAGGUUCUCGAUAGGAGAUUGGGUGUACUACCGCAGUCACCCACUCUCAAACGCAGCAAAGGGAUUUCACGCGGGGUUUGCGUCUAAGUGGAUAGGACCAGUGAGACUGGGAAGUUCCUUGGGGAAUGGUGUUUUCUUCACGGAAACUAAGCCGGUCAUAAAAGUUCACUGCUCCGCGCUAAAACCCGCUUAUGUGACCAAUUACCCUACGCUAAUUUCAGAUGUCGCAACCCCCAGUGAAACGAGAACGGCGACUGCGUCACUGCAAGCCGCGGAGCGUUCCGUUCACAGCGGCAACAGCGGCGAUGACGGCAACAGCAGCGACGACGACGACAGCAGCGACGACGGCGACAGCGGCGACGGCGACAGCGGCGACGGCGACGACAGCGGUCACGGCAGUGGCAACGAUCGACCUCACACUCGAUGUCGCCGACGAAUCGGGAACGAGGGAGGUGGCAAUGGAGGUGGACCCCGACGACACGCUCCAACUAGCCGUCGGGCAGUUGGAUCUCAUGGACGAUAUCCUCGGGGCCCAGAACUACGACCUGCCGGAUGUGGAGUUCCUCCAGGACCUUUACUACACGCCGCUGACGUCACCCGAGCCCGUUCAGCAAUAGCCGUCUGA